AUGUCACUCCUUCAUUUUCAUUCCAAAACUUUGCAAGGUUUCCUACUUAUAAUAAAAACCUGUUCCCUCAAUCUCGCUACCAAAUUCCUAUCUAUCACACCUUGCAUCAAAUCCAGCCCGGCCAAAACAACUCCCUACAUUCCAUCUCAUCACGGCAUGGAGUCAAUCCCACCAUCUUAUCCCCCAGCCAAGGGGACUGCGACACCGCCCUGUUUCUCCCCAACAGCAACUUUAUCUUCACCGCAACCUGCUACCAACUCAACCCCAAGUUCGUUCUCGGCCAAACCUUCUCACAGUCGCCAGGAUAUCGCACCGAACCCGAAUAAAUGUCAACGCUGUCGAAUGAGCAAGAAGGGUUGUGACGGCAAGAAGCCCGUAUGUAGCCGCUGCUCUCAGCGAGGUACUCAGUGCGUCUAUGGUGCUGCUAUUGCGAAAGACGGAAACUCAAACGUCGCUAUGCCGAAGAAGGUCGCUGGAGUCAAGCGAGGGAUUGGUAGUAUGCAAGGUGAGUUUGCUGGAUUGAUGCCAGUGCCAGAGCAGGGAAUGGUGAAGGUGGAAGCUUUAGACACCGUGGCUGUGGAUAUGGAUAUCUAUGGAAAUGUGAAAACGAAGGCAGUAUGGAAAAAUGACAAGGCAACAGCGACAACGUCUAAGACUAGAGCCAAGCGUUCUAGAAUUCCCCACUCGCACGCCCUUAACAAGAGGAUCGAGGUUGAAUAUGUAGAAUACUCUCCUGAUAAAGCCCAACAAUUUCUCACCCAAGAGACGGACGUCGCCAUGGAGGAGGCUCUCCUCGAUGCCGAAGACAUUCAAGCCCAGGAUACGGAUAGAGGAAACGAUACCUGUUUCCGGAUCAUUGAGUUCGGGGAUAUGGAUCUCAAACAUCUCUCACCUAACUUACAAGUCGAGUGGCAAGAAAUCGCAGCAAUGGUGUACAAUGCGCUCUAUUUUGGCGAGGAGUUAGUUGAAGACGUGGACGGGGAGAAGAAGGCUCAACUUCGACAGCUAGUAGAAGAUCUCAUAGCGUUGCAGUCACAGAGGAAGGAUGCUCCGGAACUAGUGGUAGCGUUGGGGAAGUUGGUGGCAACGGUACGGUUCUUCUAUGACUUCUAUGAGCAUUUCGGAAGGUGUGCGGCUAGGAUCUUGGUGGGAGAUUGGUUGACGGUUUCGCCUUGCGCCUGGCGACAGUCAAUUGCCGUAAGUCUAGGCAUAUUAGACCCAUUUCUUCGGAGGCCGCAGCGAUAUGCACCGUUGAGUCACUCAAACCAGCUUGGCUGGAAUAGUGGCAUGAUUUGGACGAAAACAGUUGCAUGCAGCAACACAAAUAUUAGGAUUAAUCCUAAUCUAGGGUGCAUUGCAGAUAUCUCUAUUAAUCACUGUCCGAAUGCGGUGGGAAUCCACUCAGAGGCAUAUGGGAGUGCGUGGGGACUCUGA
This is a messenger RNA of Lindgomyces ingoldianus, 1434 nucleotides long. RefSeq lists its product as uncharacterized. The transcript is spliced from 5 exons. Gene Ontology annotation, molecular function: zinc ion binding; DNA-binding transcription factor activity, RNA polymerase II-specific. The record is from RefSeq and is a predicted model, not a curated record. NCBI's taxonomy places the organism in Eukaryota, Fungi, Ascomycota, Dothideomycetes, Pleosporales, Lindgomycetaceae. The coding region runs from base 1 to 1434 and encodes 477 amino acids. Gene Ontology annotation, biological process: regulation of DNA-templated transcription.